This is a messenger RNA of Diceros bicornis minor, 2544 nucleotides long. It is a transcript of the gene TRIM55, whose product is annotated as tripartite motif containing 55. The coding region runs from base 1 to 1674 and encodes 557 amino acids. The transcript is spliced from 10 exons. The record is from RefSeq and is a predicted model, not a curated record. Gene Ontology annotation, molecular function: zinc ion binding. NCBI's taxonomy places the organism in Eukaryota, Metazoa, Chordata, Mammalia, Perissodactyla, Rhinocerotidae.
AUGAGUGCAUCUUUGAAUUACAAGUCUUUUUCCAAAGAGCAGCAGACCAUGGAUAACUUGGAGAAGCAACUCAUCUGUCCCAUCUGCUUAGAGAUGUUCACGAAACCCGUGGUCAUUCUCCCCUGUCAGCACAACCUGUGUAGGAAAUGUGCCAGUGAUAUUUUCCAGGCCUCUAACCCAUACUUGCCUACAAGAGGAGGCACCACUGUGGCAUCAGGGGGCCGAUUCCGCUGCCCAUCCUGUAGACACGAAGUGGUUUUGGACAGACAUGGGAUAUACGGACUCCAGAGGAACCUGCUAGUGGAAAAUAUCAUUGACAUCUACAAGCAGGAGUCCAUCAGACCAGAAAAGAAGUCGGACCAGCCCAUGUGUGAGGAACACGAAGAGGAGCGCAUCAACAUCUACUGUCUGAACUGUGAAGUGCCCACCUGCUCUCUGUGCAAGGUCUUUGGGGCACACAAGGAUUGCCAGGUGGCUCCCCUUACUCACGUGUUCCAGAGGCAGAAGUCCGAGCUCAGUGAUGGCAUUGCUGUCCUUGUGGGAAGCAAUGACCGAGUCCAGGGAGUGAUCAGCCAGUUGGAGGACACCUGUAAAACUAUCGAGGAAUGCUGCAGAAAACAGAAACAGGAACUUUGUGAGAAGUUUGAUUACCUGUAUGGCAUCCUGGAGGAGAGGAAGAAUGAAAUGUCCCAAGUCAUUACCCGAACCCAAGAGGAGAAACUGGAACACGUCCGUGCUCUGAUCAAAAAGUAUUCUGAUCAUUUGGAGAAUGUAUCAAAAUUGGUUGAGUCGGGAAUCCAGUUCAUGGAUGAGCCAGAAAUGGCAGUGUUUUUGCAGAAUGCCAAAACUCUGUUACAAAAAAUUUCUGAAGCAUCAAAGGCAUUUCAGAUGGAGAAAAUAGAACAUGGUUAUGAGAACAUGAACCACUUCACAGUCAACCUCAAUAGAGAAGAAAAAAUAAUACGUGAAAUUGAUUUUUACAGAGAAGACGAAGAAGAAGAGGAAGAAGAAGGAGAAGAAGGAGAGGGAGAAGGAGAAGGAGAACGAGAAGGAGAAGGAGAUAGAGAAGGAGAAGAGGUAGUGGAAGUGGAAAAGGUAGACAGUUUUCGAACAGAGUCAUCAGGAGCAGAUGAAAGUCCAGAGAAAGCCUCGGAGCCCUCUCAGCUGGCCUCAGAGCUCCGGCCUCCCUCAGAGCCACUUCCAGUUUCCUCUCCAGAGCCACCUGCAGCCCUGCCACCUGCUGCCGAUGCCCCGGGGACACAGGGGGAGGUUGUGCCCACUGGCUCUUCGCAGACCACAGAGUCUGAAACUCCAGUCCCUGCAGCAACGGACACUGCGGAUCCCUUGCUUUACCCUAGUUGGUAUAAAGGCCAAACUCGGAAAGCCACCACCAACCCACCUUCCACCCCAGGGAGCGAAGGUCUGGGGCACUUAGGUCCUCCUGGUUCUGAGGAUUCGAAUGUGCAGAAAGCAGAAGUGGCAGAAGCCGCAGCCAGUGAGAGGGCAGCAGUGAGUGGUAAGGAAACUAGUUCACCUGCAGCUACUUCUCAGAUUGGAUCUGAGAACCCUCCCCUCCAGGGACAGGCUGCAGCUUCAGGCAGUGGGAAUGGAGCUGAUUCUGAGCCAGCUCGCCAUGUCUUCUCCUUUUCCUGGUUGAACUCCCUGAAUGAAUGAUGUUCAUUCCAACUGCCGCCCCUCUGUCUGCCUGGCUGAGAUACCACAGGCAGCAGGGAACCCAGAUGAAAUUAACAUGAUGCAGAUGAUGAAAGGGACCUCUGAACAGGAUUUCUGCAAAAAACACCCUUGAAUUCCAGAUGACUUAUCUAACACAUUGAGGGAAAACAAUACUUUGAGAAAAUAGUUGCAGAAGAUAUUCAAAAAAAGAAACUUGAUCUUAUGCAAAUCUUUUAUUGUGUGGGAAACAUUAUGAAGGGUGUGUAGGUGUGGGGUGUGUGUGUGUGCGUCAGUAACAAGUGGCAAGUGUUGAAAACAGUGGGCACUACAUUCUCGUCUCUCAUAGGCACUGCUUUUGUUGUUAUAUCAUAGUCGCUCUUAUCCUCUUUCCCUUCAACCAUGCAGGUGGUCAGUGAGGUUCAGCGCCAGUUCAGAGUGACUGAUUCAUCAAUGUAUGGACAAAAGGUACAGCAGUGACCAAAAGUGUGAAAUGUUUCACACAAGUCACCUCUUUUCCAUAAUAGAUGUCACUGAAUGUAUAUCCAGAAAUGUUCUUUGACUCUGGUGACACUUUCACAGUCCAGAAGGCUGAAGACCUAGAACAUUUCUUGUGACAUUUUUCUAAUCUUAGUUUUAGAUGUGCAGAUAUCAGUCACUUUAACUGAAAAAGACCUUCCACUAGGAACUGUCUACUUUCUCAUGUAUCCACUGUGGCACCAAUCAAUGCACAACUCAGAGCAACUGCAUGUAUUUAAAUAUCUAUACACACGUAAUUCACAUUUUAUAUAUAUGUAUAUAUUUCAAUCAUGCUUUAUUCCUCCCACCAUAAUGCCUCCUUCAGAACAUAAGUAUAACUUUACUCUGUAUGAA